Messenger RNA from Ricinus communis (castor bean), 2290 nucleotides. RefSeq names its product lanC-like protein GCR2. The record is from RefSeq and is a predicted model, not a curated record. Gene Ontology annotation, cellular component: plasma membrane. Bases 782 to 2041 code for a protein of 419 amino acids. Gene Ontology annotation, biological process: carbohydrate metabolic process; peptide modification. NCBI's taxonomy places the organism in Eukaryota, Viridiplantae, Streptophyta, Magnoliopsida, Malpighiales, Euphorbiaceae. The transcript is spliced from 6 exons.
UAUAUAAAAUAAAUAGAUUCUCUUUAAUAAUAAGAAAAUCAAUUUAUGAUAGAAAAUUUUUUCAUGAUACUUGAUGAAAUUCUAAAAACAAAACCCAAAAAAGAAGACGGCGGUAUUGUAUUGAGAGCAAUUGAUUCUCAAGUUGGAGUCUAAUAUUAACCACCACUUUUAGAAUGUAAUAAUUUAUUUUUUAUUUUAUAAAAACUAAUUUUUCUCUAAUAUUAAUAUAUUAGUAAUGCUGAUACAUCUAUUGUUUAAAAUAAAUUUAUCUAAUAUUUAACCAUUUUCAACUGCUCUUUCUUUCGUUACAAUUGAUGCCCAAGCUGAAAUUUGAUCCUUAGCUCAGCCUGCCAAACAAAUAUGUCACGUCAGUUUUGUUUUCUAACUAAAAUCUUGCGCACGUGCGGCCUAGCUUGCUUGAAUUCAACACGGCCGUGUGUGUUGUGUAGCCUUUCCUGCCUAGCUGCGAGGCGGGCCGUGACAAAUAGCACUGGGAGUUCUUUUGAUUUCUGAACCCGUCACCUUCUCGACUGUAAUUGCAAUCAUGAGAUUAGACUAAAAGCAGAAAACUGUAAUUCUUACAGAUUCCAAUCUCAUAGGAUUUCAAUUGAGAUUGGGAAUCCAAAUUUCUUGUUCCAAUUUCAUUUCCAAUUAACAGCAACUCAACUUGUUAAAAAAAAUAAAAGGAAAGGAAAAGAACAGCAGUUUAAACUCAACCUCCAUAACUUAAAACAUAAAAAGCAAAGACACAGAGUAGAGGAUAUCAUCAAGUAACAGAGAAAUGGCAGACCGUUACUUCCCAAAUGAGAUGCAACGCUACAUACCAGAACCUACUGCAACAACAUCAACAACAGCAAUUGACAAAGCAGCAGUUGUUGAAGCAGCAAACAAUAAAGAUUCAAUAACAGGCCUGCUUUCUCUUCCUUACAACACCCUUUGUGACACCCUCAAAAGAUCGGCCUUUGAACUUAGAGAUAUGGUGGUGAAGGAAACAUGGGGAUUGAGUGGAAAACGUGUUCAAGAUUAUACUGUUUAUACAGGAGUUCUAGGGACUGCUUAUCUGCUUUUUAAAGCUUAUCAAGUUACCAAGAAUGAGAAUGAUCUUAACUUGAGUUCUCAGAUUGUCAAGGCUUGUGAUUCUGCUUCUAUUGAUUCUGGGCGCGUGACAUUUAUAUGUGGACGUGCUGGCGUUUAUGCUCUUGGUGCUGUCAUUGCAAAGCAUGCUGGUGAUGAAAGGCUAUUAGAUCACUACUUGACGCGGUUUAAAGAGAUCAAAUUUCCUAGUGAUUUGCCAAAUGAGCUAUUAAAUGGGAGGGCAGGAUUUCUAUGGGCCUGUUCAUUCCUCAACAAGCAUAUUGAUAAAGAAAUUAUAUCUGCUGGACGCCAAAGAGCAGUUGUGAACGAAAUAAUUAAGGCUGGGAGAAAAUUGGCACACAGGGAGAGAUAUCCAUUGAUGUAUGAAUGGCAUGGGAAAAAAUAUUGGGGCGCUGCCCAUGGACUGGCUGGUAUCAUGCAUGUUUUGAUGAACAUGGAACUGAGACCGGACGAAACAGAGGAUGUCAAGCGUACAUUACGCUACAUGAUUAACAACCGUUUCCGCAGUGGCAAUUAUCCUUCUAGUGAAGGAAAUGAAUCAGAUCGCCUAGUGCAUUGGUGUCAUGGUGCACCUGGAGUUGCUCUUACCCUUGUGAAAGCAGCUGAGGUUUUUGGAGAUCAGGAGUUUCUGCAAGCAGCUAUGGAAGCAGCAGAGGUGGUUUGGAACCGGGGUCUCCUGAAGCGAGUCGGCCUAUGUCAUGGCAUCAGUGGGAACACAUAUGUUUUUCUGUCGCUAUACCAAUUAACAGGCAAUAUGGAAUACUUAUACAGAGCUAAAGCGUUUGCUUGCUUUAUUCAUGAUAGAGCACAAAAACUUAUAUCAGAGGGGAAGAUGCAUGGAGGUGAUCGGCCCUAUUCCCUAUUUGAAGGUGUUGGAGGAAUGGCUUACCUUUUUUUUGAUAUGAUUGAACCAUCAGAAGCCAGGUUUCCUGCUUAUGAACUCUAAACUGUGAUGUAAUAGCUAAGAGUAAGUAGAUAUGUCAAGAAGAGUUAAGGGUAUUGAUGCGACUUGUAAAUAUUUGCUUUGUUUGUAAUCUGGCUCUGAAAUUCUGAAUCACUUAGCUGGUACCAAAGUAUUGUUGAGAUUGGCAACAUCAGUUUUUUUUUUUUCUUUUUUUUUUUUUUAAAUGUUUGUAACCAAUAUUUGUUGUAGCCAAGAUAUGCAGAUAUGCAGAUGGUUCUUUCUUAUCGAUCA